CUUCAAUGGCCUCAUAGCCUUUUUUUUUUCCCCCUUUUUUCUUUUCCUUCUCCUUCUUCACUCUCUCCCUCUUCUCAUAUAGCCUCAGGCUCACAUGUCUCUGCUGCGAGGAGCAGAGGGAGAGAGGAGCAACCUCGCCAAACUGCUCCUUUUCUGUUGUAAGAGUUGAUAGAUGAUUUUAUUUAUUUGCUGCUUUGCUUGAGUCGGAUUCUCCACCGGUUGUUGAUUGAUUUUUGGGCUCUGAGAUUCUGAGGGAAGGCAUGCAGCCAAUGCUUCACUGCUUCCUUAUCUCCCACUUUGAAUCAAAUUUGAAGUCUCUAGUCUCUCCUGUUUCUUCCAAGAGUGUGCCCGAUUGUGUUAUUAAUCUCUGAACGGUAAUCAACCCAGAAUGUAAAGUUUGUUGCUUUUAUUCCCGGGCCAUGCUCAUCUGGGGAACCUUCUCUUUGGAAUUAUGGAUAAUUGAGAUUCAGUUCCAGCCACCUCGAUAGUCAAAACUAUGUCCAGUAGAAGAUAAUGUUCUAAAUUCUAAUACUGUUUGUUGUCUGUUCUCGAGGUACAUAACUAGAAGGUGAAAAGAAAGUUUCUUUAUCCAAAGAGAAUCUGAGUGCGGGGAAUGGAAGUACACUAGAAUAGCAGUACCUCUCAGAAGUACCGAAUACUAAGAGAUAGCUUCUGGGCGAGUUCCCACAAUCUCCUAUCACAGAGAAGAUGAAGGUUCUUGAGAACGCCGGCGAGGGUUCACCUGAGGAAGUAUCUCAGGAUGCAGAUUAUGUGUAUGUUCCGUGCCUUAGCGACGAGCUAGAAAACGUGGUCUUUGCCAGAUUUCCAAGAGCAGAGUACUGGAAACUGGGCUUUCUGAACAAGAGGUUAUUGAGUCUGGUUAAGAGUGGUGAAAUCUACAAAAUCAGGAAAGAAAUGAAAAUCAAAGAGCCAUCUGUGUUCAUGCUUGCGAGUGGAGACACGAACUGGUGGACAUUUGACAGGAAAUUCCAGUCCCGCCGGAAGCUCCCUAUCAUUCCAUCAGAUUACAAUUUUGAGUAUGGAGACAAAGAGUCAUUUUCUGCUGGGACCCAUCUUUUUGUUUCUGGAAAAGAGAUCGAAGGAGCUGUUGUUUGGCGAUAUGAGUUAGCGGCAAACCAAUGGUUCAAGGGCCCUUCCAUGAUCACCCCAAGGUGUCUCUUUGCCUCGGCCACCUGUGGCAACUUCGCUUUCAUAGCAGGCGGUCUUGAAACAGAGACCUGUAAGCUGAUCCUGAAUUCUGCUGAGAAAUACGAUUCAGAGACCAAGUCCUGGGAACGCCUCCCUAAUAUGAUCCGAAGGAGGAAGCUCUGUUCAGGCUGUUGCAUGGACAAUAAGUUCUAUGUAAUGGGAGGACUGGACGAGAACCAGAAAGAGCUCAAGUGUGGGGAGUACUUCGACCAAGAGACAAAAACAUGGACUCUAGUUCCAAACAUGCUGAAAGAUAUUCCUCUGUCGAUUUCACAAUCUCCACCCCUGAUCGCUGUUGCCAACAACGAGCUUUACUCGUUGGACGCCUGUUCCAAUGAGCUUAAGGUGUACGAGAAGGAAAGCAACUCGUGGAUGAAACUGGGACCAGUUCCAGUUAGAGCCGAUGCUCAGAAAGGCUGGGGCGUGGCAUUCAAGUCUCUGGGGAAUGAGCUGCUUCUGAUUGGUGCAACCUCUGUGUCGGCUUCGGAGCGAGCCUUGACUAUAUACACUUGCAGCCCUGAUCCAGCCAUGGAGAAGCUGAAGUGGAGGCAAAUCGAAUGUGGCGGCGGCACCAAGCUUAACCCCUUUAUUCGUAACUGUGCUGUCAUGGUAGCUUGAAGUUUGAACUGUUGAGUAAUAAGCAGAGUCAUAAGUCGUCUUUCCAUUCCUUUAGCGAGUCUAACCGAGUUGUCACUUUCUGAAACUAUGAAAAGAGUCGGAUGUUUUCUUUUCUUUUCUGUUUUUGCUUGGUCGAAAACUUGAAGUGUUAAGGAUGCUUUUUGAGGUACCUUUUUCUUUUCAUUUUCGACUCUGCAGGAUAGUGAAACUGACAUAUACUAUCCAUUGUUGGAAUAUGGAAACGAAAACUAGUUGGAUGGUC
Neltuma alba is the source of this 2089-nucleotide messenger RNA. RefSeq names its product F-box/kelch-repeat protein At3g27150. NCBI's taxonomy places the organism in Eukaryota, Viridiplantae, Streptophyta, Magnoliopsida, Fabales, Fabaceae. Gene Ontology annotation, cellular component: cytosol. Gene Ontology annotation, molecular function: protein binding. Bases 709 to 1827 code for a protein of 372 amino acids. The transcript is spliced from 2 exons. The record is from RefSeq and is a predicted model, not a curated record.